UCUUGUGAAUGAAUAUCGAAAAUUGGACAGAAAUGAAAACAAGCAGAGAUGGAUGUUAGUGCUUAUAAGUGGCCGUAAACUUUUUUACCACAUUGUUCAACUGACGUCAGAUGAAACCAACUUCUACCCACCUGCUAAACAGCUUAUUACUUCUUGUGCAGAAGUUUUGGGCCAGGAGUUUAUUUGUGGUCAUGCAGAUUGCCAAGAAAGUCUUGUUGCCCAAGUAUUAGAAUGGGAUGGACAUUUUGGAGGACUUUUAGUUCCUCAUUUUACACCUGCAGUAACUCCAGUUCAUACAUACCUCACUCUGUACUCAUCUCUCAGUCCUCAUGCUCUUGUAUCACCUGAUCAUACUUUCAUGCUUUUAUCCAAGUUUGACAUAGAGAGAUGGCUUGUUGAUGUAAAACCAAGUUGUAGUGAUCAAACUCAGCUUGUUAAUACAAUUGGAGCUGCUUUAUCAUCCCUCCUUCCACAAGCGGAAUCUAGUUUGGCGGUGGUUUUAGAGGUAAUUGUCAUUAUACUCUUGCCUGUGUCCAUAUUGUGUUAACAGUAUCUUAUAUGU
Messenger RNA from Macrobrachium nipponense, 562 nucleotides. RefSeq names its product ectopic P granules protein 5 homolog. Gene Ontology annotation, cellular component: cytoplasm. The transcript is spliced from 3 exons. NCBI's taxonomy places the organism in Eukaryota, Metazoa, Arthropoda, Malacostraca, Decapoda, Palaemonidae. The coding region runs from base 53 to 547 and encodes 164 amino acids. Gene Ontology annotation, biological process: autophagosome maturation. The record is from RefSeq and is a predicted model, not a curated record.